Molecule: messenger RNA, 2162 nt
Organism: Perognathus longimembris pacificus (Pacific pocket mouse)
Lineage: Eukaryota; Metazoa; Chordata; Mammalia; Rodentia; Heteromyidae
Product: quinone oxidoreductase-like protein 2
Exons: 10
Coding region: 62-1114 (350 amino acids)
Cellular component (GO): mitochondrion
Molecular function (GO): oxidoreductase activity
Source: RefSeq, a predicted model, not a curated record
AGCGCUGCCUGGCCCUUCCUGCCACGCUCUCGCCGCGGGCUGGCGGCUCGCUUCUCCAGCCAUGGCGGUGCUUGCCGGCAGACGGUGCCUCCCCUGGGUGUGGCUUUGCAGGAGACCCGGGCAGGGCCAUGGUCGGCACUACAGAGCCGCGCUUUGCACGGAGCUGAAACAGCCUCUGGCCAUCAAAGAAGUGGCCCCCCGCCCUGUCCAGCCUCACGAGGUCAGAGUUGAUGUCCAUUUCUGUGGAGUUAACUUUGCUGAUAUUUUGGUCUGCCGUGGUCAGUAUCAGGAAAGGCCCCAUCUUCCCUUCAUACCAGGAGUGGAGUUUUCUGGGACAGUACUGGAGACAGGCACAGAUGUCAGCACAGUGAAAAAGGGAGAUCGAGUUGUUGGUGUGAGUGGCUUUAAUGGUAUGGCUGAAGAAUGCAUCAUAGACCAGAAGACCCUAUGGCAGGUUCCAGAAAAGGUUUCUCUACAGGAAGCUGCUGUCUUACCUGUGUCUUAUGGCACUGCAAUUUUGGCUCUAGAGCAUCGGGCCCAUACACAGCCUGGAGACACUGUGUUAGUGACGGCAGCAGCUGGAGCCACAGGACUUGCAGUGAUUGAUGUGGCAACAAAUGUGCUUCAGGCCAAGGUAAUAGCUGCAGCUGGGAGUGAUGAGAAGUGUAAGCUGGUGAUGAAGAGGGGUGCUCAAUACAGUGUGAACUACAGUCAGGAAAGUCUGAAGGAUGCCGUGAAGAAUUUGGUGGGCAGUGGUGGGGUGAAUGUGGCCAUCGACAUGGUGGGAGGAGAUGUUUUCCUGGAGUCUCUCCGCAGCCUGGCGUGGGAGGGAAGGAUUGUGGUGUUGGGAUUUGCUGGAGGAAAUAUUGCAUCUGUGCCAUCAAAUUUGCUGCUCCUGAAGAACAUCUCUGCCAUGGGCCUCUACUGGAGUCGCUACCAGCAACAUAACUUUACUGUCUUUUCCAAGAGCCUGUCCUCUGCACUUCAGUACUGCCAGCAAGGGCGCAUCAAGCCACAUAUUGGAGCCAUGUUUAAACUGGAGGAGGUCAAUGAUGCCUUCCUUCAUGUGAUACAGCGUAAAUCCACUGGCAAGGUGCUUUUAUCCCUGAAAUAAAUCCUCACUUCAGCAGCAAACUCAACAUCUCCAACUCAAAAUUCAUCAUCCUCCCUCCAAACCUCAAUUUCUUACCAACUCAUCUUUAUAAUCUUAGGGACAGUCACCUUCGUUCUGCUUUCUUAUUGCUCAUAACUUGUAUGACCAGAGAGGUUAUUGCCCAAACUUGGGCCUUUUUGAGAGUAAUUAUUUCCCAAAAAAACCAGGAUGUACAGUCUUAGUAUUCAAAAUGCAUCAAUUGCUAAUGUUAUCCUCCAUAUCAUCUUUUCUAUUCUAAUUAUAUCUCCUCAUCAGUUUCCAGUCAUGGCUGUUUUCAAAUGAAUGUCUUGCCCUUAAGUUUCUUCCAUUGUUUCUAUCCAUCUUAUACAUUAUUCCCAAAGAACAGCUCUCACUAUCUCUUGACUUGGUAAACCUUCAGUGGCAUACCAUUACCUACAUGGGGGAUCUCAGACCUUUAGAGUCAUUGCAUUAUGACUCUAACUUGCCCUUUUAAAAAACUUUCCAGCACUAUGAUCCAUCAGUCCCUAAGCACACCCUAUUUCCUUCAUUUUUCCCCCCACACAUACAGAUAUCUUUGCCAGAUAUAAGCCUUCCUUACCUCUAAGACUACAUUCCCCAUGUACCUUUAUCCUCAGGGGAGUAUAACUUUUAGCUUCAGCCCCAGGGUUUGUCACAUUCUAAUUUGUCACAGGAAGAAUCAUGUGCAGGGGAGUAGACACAGGCAUUCUAAUCCAGGAAGUGGGUUUGAAUUGCAGCUUCAUAACUAUGAGGUGGCCAUUUAUGUUCUAUACUAAUUUUCUCACUGUAAUGUAACAUGGGUAUUACAUAUCUACCUCACAGAGUUGUAAGCAACGCAUGCAAUAGUUGUGUAAAAUGCUGGAAACUGGUAAUUAUCAAUGCUGAUUCCCUUUACUUGUUCUCUCUUCUUUUCCUAAUGAAUUUUUCAUUCCUUGAGAAUGUGUUGGCUUACCUUUGUGACUUCUCACCCUUCCUACCAUAGUGAAUUACUCUUGGUAAAUGUGCAACAAAUUCAACUGCAUUUGAAUUA